GUCAUUGGGCGCACCUGAGGGCAUCAUAUCGCCGGUUGACUAGUGAGCGCUACAGCAUGUAUGGUUUAGUGACCGUGUUUAUUGUGAGCUGCACUUUGGCUGGACGUUUAAAUAAUUAAGAUUAGUGUUUCUGUCGUGUUCCGUUUUAAAUGAGUUUUAUUAGUUUGCGUGAAUGUUGUAAAGAUUGGUCAUAAUAAUGCAUAUCAUUAAGGUGGAUUUACUAUUUUUUUUUUAUUUUUUAUAAAUUGCUGAUCCCGGAGCACUUCUCCGGUCAGUCCCCCUCCGUUCGCAGUGCCCUUCCAUCAUCAGCAUGUCCGCGGUGAGGCUCUUCGGCCUGGGCGCGCUAGCCAUGCUCCUCGGCCUGGACUGCUUGGCCAGGCUGCUCCGGCUGGUGCGGGCGAGGCGCGGCGCCCCCCGAGGUCCGCUGAAGGAGGUCCUCUUUUUCCCCGUCGACAUCACCUGCGUGGAGCACCUCUUGCGAGCGGGCGAGGCGCUCCCCAACUCCUGCCCUUGCCCCCUCCCCCACGGCCAGGAGACCUCCUUCACUCGCCUGCUGAGGCACCUUCUCUCUGCCAGCACCUCCUUGGACCUGUGCAUCUUUGCCUUCUCCAACCAGUCGCUGAGUCGCGCCGUGCUGCUGCUGCAGGCCAGGGGGGUGGUGGUGCGCGUCGUCACCGAUACGAGCUACAUGGCCAUCAGCGGCUCCCAGAUCAGCACCCUCCGCAGGGCAGGAGUCAACGUGAGGCACGACAUGGGGGCGGUGUACAUGCACCACAAGUUUGCGGUGGUGGACGGCCGGCUGCUGAUCACCGGCUCCCUCAACUGGACCACGACGGCCAUCCAGUGCAACAAGGAGAACAUGCUGGUAACGGAGGAGCCUGAUCUGGUGCAGCCCUUCAUCAGGGAGUUCCAGCGGCUGUGGGACUCCAAUGACCCCGCCCGGCAUUGCCCCCAUGGCUAAACCUGUUUACGUACUUACUCACUGCCUCGCAUUACACGUCAUGUUUAUAAAACAUGCAAGCUAUAAUAUGUUGUUUUAUUUUUGUUGCUAUUACUUAUUAUUAUUCUCAUCCAUUUGCUUCAGCUCCAAAUUCUCUAUUCAAAGCCUUUGUUCCCUGUGUGCCUUUUUAAAAUUGUUUAUUUGGAAGAAUAAAGUGAUUAUGGGUGAGCAGAAA
Messenger RNA from Paramormyrops kingsleyae, 1175 nucleotides. It is a transcript of the gene pld6, whose product is annotated as phospholipase D family, member 6. Gene Ontology annotation, molecular function: RNA endonuclease activity producing 5'-phosphomonoesters, hydrolytic mechanism. NCBI's taxonomy places the organism in Eukaryota, Metazoa, Chordata, Actinopteri, Osteoglossiformes, Mormyridae. The record is from RefSeq and is a predicted model, not a curated record. Gene Ontology annotation, cellular component: mitochondrion. Gene Ontology annotation, biological process: piRNA processing.